Messenger RNA from Miniopterus natalensis, 1527 nucleotides. RefSeq names its product karyopherin subunit alpha 7 (gene KPNA7). Gene Ontology annotation, cellular component: cytoplasm. Gene Ontology annotation, molecular function: nuclear import signal receptor activity; protein binding. Gene Ontology annotation, biological process: protein import into nucleus. NCBI's taxonomy places the organism in Eukaryota, Metazoa, Chordata, Mammalia, Chiroptera, Miniopteridae. The record is from RefSeq and is a predicted model, not a curated record.
AUGCCAACUUUAGAAGCUCCAGAAGAGAGGCUGAGGAAGUUUAAGUACCGAGGCAAAGACGCAUCUAUGAGGCGACAGCAGCGGAUAGCAGUGAGCGUGCAGCUCCGAAAGGCCAAGAAAGAUGAGCAGGUCUUAAAGAGAAGAAAUAUCACCAACCUCUCCCCUGACCCAGCUUCUGAAGAAGGGACCAAAGGGGUCAGCCUCACACUGGAAGAAAUAAUCAAUGGUGUGAAUGCCUCAGAUCCAGACCUAUGUUUCCAGGCCACCCAGGCAGCCAGGAAAAUACUGUCCCGGGAAAAGAACCCUCCUCUAAAACUGAUCGUUGAAGCAGGGCUCAUUCCCAGGCUGGUGGAGUUCCUGAAGUCAUCGCUUCAUCCCUGCCUGCAGUUCGAGGCGGCGUGGGCUCUGACCAACAUCGCUUCAGGAACAUCCGAGCAGACUCGAGCUGUUGUGGAAGGGGGCGCCAUCCAGCCCUUGGUGGAGCUCCUGUCUUCCCCCCACAUGACUGUGUGUGAGCAGGCGGUGUGGGCCCUUGGUAACAUAGCAGGUGACGGCCCAGAAUUCAGAGACUUUGUUAUCUCGAGCAAUGCCAUCCCACGCCUACUGGCCUUGAUUUCAUCAACCAUACCAAUCACAUUUCUGCGGAACAUCACGUGGACCCUGUCCAACCUGUGCAGGAACAAGAACCCGUACCCCUGCCGAAGGGCCGUGAAGCAGAUGCUGCCGGUGCUCUUGCACCUCCUGCAGCACCAGGACAGCGAGGUGCUCUCUGACGCCUGCUGGGCCCUGUCCUACCUCACCGAGGGCUCCAAUGAGCGCAUCGGCCAAGUGGUUGACAUCGGGGUGCUGCCCAGGCUGGUUCAGCUCAUGACCAGCUCCGAACUCAAUGUCCUGACGCCCUCUCUCCGCACUGUGGGGAACAUCGUCACGGGAACCGAUGACCAGACCCAGGUGGCCAUUGACGCGGGCAUACUGACAGUGCUGCCCCAGCUCCUGCUGCACCCCAAGUCCUCCAUCCAGAAGGAGUCAGCCUGGGCCCUGAGCAAUGUGGCUGCGGGGCCGCACCAACACAUCCAGCAGCUGAUUGCUUGCAACAUUCUGCCUCCCUUGGUGGCUCUGCUAAGGAAUGGAGAUUUUAAAGUCCAGAAAGAGGCUGUCUGGACAGUGGCUAACUUUACAACUGGGGGCACCAUGGACCAGUUGAUCCAGCUUGUCCACUCUGGAGUCUUGGAGCCCCUGGUGAAACUGCUCACCAUCCCAGACAUCAAAUUUAUUAUCAUCAUCCUUGACAUCAUCUCUUUUCUCCUCCAGGCAGCAGCGAAGCUUUCCGAGAAGGAAAACCUGUGUCUUCUGAUCGAGGAACUUGGUGGGGUUGAUAGAAUCAAGGCUUUGCAGUUCCACGAGAAUCAUCAUGUUGCGCUGACUGCUCUGAGCAUCAUUGAGAACUACUUUCCUGAGGAAGAAGAAAAUUGCACAAUAUUACGAUCCUUGGACCAAGAUCAUGAAUUCUUAAAGCAGUUAACAUAG